This is a messenger RNA of Hibiscus syriacus, 781 nucleotides long. RefSeq names its product autophagy-related protein 8f-like. Gene Ontology annotation, biological process: cellular response to nitrogen starvation. NCBI's taxonomy places the organism in Eukaryota, Viridiplantae, Streptophyta, Magnoliopsida, Malvales, Malvaceae. The transcript is spliced from 7 exons. The record is from RefSeq and is a predicted model, not a curated record. Bases 16 to 609 code for a protein of 197 amino acids.
UAAAGAUAAUAGCGAAUGAGAAUGAUGUGGCAUUUAUUGGUUAGCAACUUAACCGAAAAGCACGAGAAGAAUGAGCCACAGAAUUACACAAAGGGCCAUCUGUCAUCUCAUUCAUAUUACCGUCUUUUGUUUUCUUUGAACACAACAGCUCAGCUUCUCUGUCGGCAUCUGUUCACCAGAGGAAACACAAACAUUAACAAAAUAUUAUUGAUUUCCUUUGGGUUCAUCAAAACCGGUGAUAUCAGCAGAAUGGCUAAAAGCAGCUUCAAAAUUGAGCACGAAUUUGAGAAAAGGCGUGCGGAGGCUGCAAGAAUCAGGGAAAAGUACCCAGAUAGAAUUCCUGUGAUUGUGGAGAAGGCGGAGAGAAGCGACAUACCUACCAUUGACAAGAAGAAAUACUUAGUUCCGGCUGACCUGACGGUGGGUCAGUUUGUGUAUGUGAUUCGGAAAAGAAUUAGACUGAGUGCUGAAAAGGCUAUCUUUAUUUUUGUUGACAAUGUCCUCCCCCCAACAGGAGCAAUAAUGUCUACCAUCUAUGAUGAAAAGAAAGAUGAAGAUGGGUUUCUGUAUGUUACAUACAGUGGGGAAAAUACAUUUGGAAGCAGCUGAGUUGAUGCAGUGACUUUAUUUACAUGUUAAUGUUGUGCUUCAAUUAAAUAACAUUUGUGGCUUUAUGUCUAACAUGUGACCUUUCAGGCUUUUACUGGUAUAGUUUCUCUGUAUAUAGAUAUUCUCAGCCGUCUAAAAUAUUAGACCAAUGGUCAAUUUGAAAUUAAUUGAA